Messenger RNA from Syzygium oleosum, 1822 nucleotides. RefSeq lists its product as uncharacterized. The record is from RefSeq and is a predicted model, not a curated record. The transcript is spliced from 7 exons. Lineage: Eukaryota; Viridiplantae; Streptophyta; Magnoliopsida; Myrtales; Myrtaceae. Bases 357 to 1544 code for a protein of 395 amino acids.
UCGCCUCUCGUGACCCUCCUCCCUCCUCUGCAUCAUCAGCAGCGGCGGCGGCGCACCCCUUCGUUGGCUUCCACCAUCUCUCAAGAACGAACGAACGCGCACACAACCGCACCCACCUCCCCUCACCAAUCCCGGGCGACCGUUUCAUGGCUUCGGACAUGUGGGUUUGAUUCUUCCUCCCUCGUCCCCCGUUGACAAGGUCGGGUUUUUCGUCGCUCGCUGUCUCCCAAUCCGAGCAACCCCACUAACCCAUCACCAUCUUUCUCUCUCUUCCCCUUCCCGUCGUUUCCUUCCGACCCAUUCUCGUUUCUUGAUCCAUCUCCCCGCGCGCACGGAUCGAUAGGGAAGAUCAAGAAAUGUACGGGACGCAGAGCAAGCGAGACCUGGCCCUCGAGUUGCAGUCCCAAAUCCCAAUCUUGAGGCCGAGCAUCCAUUCCCGGAGGGCCAAUCUGACCGUGAAGUUCCAGGACCUGUACGGGUUCACCGUGGAAGGUAAUGUGGACGACGUCAAUGUCUUGAACGAGGUGAGGGAGAAGGUCCGGGAGCAAGGCCGCGUGUGGUGGGCUCUCGAGGCCAGCAAAGGCGCCAAUUGGUACCUGCAGCCGGAGGUCUCGAACGGGAUUGCCCUCAAGUCGUCCCUCAAGAUAUCGGCUCUGGCCAACGCGAUCACGCUGAAGAAGCUGAUAAGGAAGGGGAUUCCUCCCGUUCUGAGGCCUAAGGUCUGGUUCUCGCUCUCCGGGGCGGCGAAGAAGAAGUCCACCGUGCCGGAGAGCUAUUACAAUGAUCUGACCAAGGCUGUGGAGGGCAAGGUCACGGCUGCUACGAGACAGAUUGAUCAUGAUCUACCACGAACCUUCCCUGGUCACCCAUGGUUGGACACUCCGGAGGGUCAUGCUACUCUACGACGUGUCCUAGUCGGAUACUCUUUCCGUGAUUCCGAUGUUGGUUACUGUCAGGGUCUAAACUAUGUUGCAGCAUUAUUAUUGCUUGUGAUGAAAACAGAAGAAGAUGCAUUUUGGAUGCUCGCUGUUUUACUAGAAAACGUCUUGGUCAAUGAUUGCUACACCACUAAUUUAUCUGGAUGUCAUGUUGAACAAAGGGUUUUUAAAGACUUACUGACCAAAAAGUGCCCAAGGAUAGCUGCUCAUCUGGAAGCGCUGGAAUUUGAUGUAUCUCUUGUUGCCACGGAGUGGUUCCUGUGCCUCUUCUCUAAAAGCCUGCCUUCGGAGACAACUCUCAGAGUGUGGGAUAUUCUUUUCUAUGAGGGGGCUAAGGUUUUAUUUCACGUAGCUCUGGCCAUCUUCAAGAUGAAGGAGGAUGAGCUGCUUCUAACCCAUCAUGUAGGAGACGUAAUUAACGUAUUGCAGAGAACAACUCACCACCUCUUUGACCCUGAUGACCUAUUGACAGUUGCAUUCGAUAAAAUCGGUUCUAUGACCACCACCACUCUAUCGAAGCAAAGGAAGAAACAGGAGCCAGCAGUAAUGGCAGAGCUUGAUCAGAGACUGAGAAGAUUAAAUUCACUUAAAGUGGAGGACAAGUAAAAUUAUCAGAAAUAGGUUGAUCGGUCCGUGUUGUAAGACUUGAUACAACCGGUGGCUGCUCACCCGCCUAAUGCAAAUUGUUAAAAUUUGUGGUUGUGACCUUGAUCUUCUGAGACGAAGAAGAGGGGAAGAGAGAAGGCAAGGGUCUGUUGUAGAUUUAGGUAGCCACCGAGAGGAAGUUGUAAAUUUUGGAAUUUCUAGGACCAACAUGUUGUAUAACAUUGCAAAUCCUAUUACUAAGAAGAAGGGCUGCUUUGCCCUGUAAAUCUGGUUCUUAA